Messenger RNA from Owenia fusiformis, 1032 nucleotides. The record is from the annotation of a GenBank genome assembly. Lineage: Eukaryota; Metazoa; Annelida; Polychaeta; Sabellida; Oweniidae.
ACUUUGUCUUACAUCUUUAUAUUAUAAGAACUGCUUAUCAGACAGUCAGCAACACAAAGCAACACAAGAGAAAGGAAUAGCUCCGAUAUGAAUGCAUCCAUUCUCAUCCAAGGUGUAAUUAUGCUGGUAUAUAUCAGCAUAAUUGAUGCUUAUGUGCCGCUUUGUAAGAGGCACCAGAUUCAGACGCUAACGGAAGAACUGGCAGAAAGAGAUACAAAUAUUCAGGGAACGCUAGGCGAUCUCAGUGCGUCCGUUUUGAGCAUAGAAAGAGCAAUUGCAGUUAGCAAUGCCAUAAAUAGUGCAGCCUACAAUCACAUGACAGCCAAGUUUGGUGACCUAAUUGACAUGUUUGAGGAUAGGAUUCGAAAUCUGGAGGAGAGUUGUACAUGCAGGCAUCUUACGACACAAUUUCUCUCAACAACAAAAGCACCAGAAAACCCAGAAGUAAAGAUACGAGUAGAAACAGCAGAAUCAACUAGAAUGCCAACAACUACAACAACAACGGAAAGAACAACACAAACAACUACUAAAACAACACCAACAACAACAGAAAAAACAACCCCCACCACCGUCACAACAGUAAAAACAACCCCCACCACCGUCACAACAGUAAAAACAACCCCUACCACCGUCAAAACAGUAAAAACAACACCAACAUCAACAACUGUGAAAACAACACCAACAUCAACAACAGUAAAAACAACACCUACAUCAACAACAGUAAAAACAACACCUACAUCAACGACAACUACUACAACAGUAAAACCAACACCAACUGCAACAUCGAAAGUAGAAACAACACCAACUACAACCACAACAGUAAAAGCAACACCUUCUUCUACAACAACAACAGAACCAACAACAGUAAAAGUAAAAACAACACCCACAGUGACUACAACAACAACUACAAAAGCAGCAACAACAACAACAGAUGGAGAGGGAGAUGGGAAGUGGAAGGGGGGUCAAAAACCGGGAAAUGCAAAAGGACGUUUGGGAGAAACAACAGAAAUGUAUGACAGCUUCGAUGUUUGA